Messenger RNA from Camelina sativa (false flax), 1987 nucleotides. Lineage: Eukaryota; Viridiplantae; Streptophyta; Magnoliopsida; Brassicales; Brassicaceae. The record is from RefSeq and is a predicted model, not a curated record.
AUGACUAGUCCAAUUUCCGCGAAACAUCUCUUUACGUGGAUUAUUCUGGAAAAACAGAGGAAUCACUCUGUUUCAAAGAGUUAUGGUGGUUCAGUAAGCAUACGUCGUCGUUUUGUUCUUCCUCUUCUACUUGCAUUCACUUGCUUCUCUCUCAGAUUCUGUUUCGGCGAAGACAGAAUCACGUUCUCAACUCCGAUCAAAGACUCAGAGUCAGAGACCCUCCUGUGCAAAAGUGGUAUCUUCAGGUUUGGUUUCUUCACUCCUGUUAAUUCCACUACUCGGUUACGUUAUGUUGGGAUUUGGUACGACAAGAUUCCACUUCAAACUGUGGUUUGGGUUGCUAAUAAAGACACACCCAUAAACGACACUUCCGGUGUUAUCUCGAUCUAUAAAGAUGGGAAUCUUGCGGUCACCGAUGGUAGGAACCGCCUUUUAUGGUCGACGAAUGUUACGGUACCAGUGGCUGCUAAUGCUACUUGGGUUCAGCUAAUGGAUUCUGGGAAUCUUAUGUUACAAGAUGACAGAAACAAUGGUGAGACACUGUGGGAGAGUUUUAAGCAUCCUUAUGACUCUUUCAUGCCAAGAAUGACUCUUGGGACCAACGGUAUAACCGGAGACAAUCUAAAGCUUACUUCUUGGAGAAGCCAUGAUGAUCCUUCAACAGGGAACUACACAGCUGGUAUAGCUCCUUUCACGUUCCCUGAGCUUCUAGUCUGGAAGAACAAUGAUAUAUCCUGGCGUAGCGGACCGUGGAACGGUCAGGUUUUCAUCGGUUUACCCAAUAUGGAUUCGCUUCUGUUUCUUGAUGGGUUUAAUCUCAACAGUGAUAACCAAGGCACCAUUUCAAUGUCUUAUGCUAAUGACUCGUUUAUGUGUCACUUUAACUUGGAUCCUGACGGAGCUAUAUAUCAGAAAGAUUGGAGUACUUCUAUGAGAACUUGGAGGAUCGGUGUAAAGUUUCCAUUCACAGACUGUGAUGCAUAUGGUAGAUGUGGUCCAUACGGGACCUGCGAUACCAGGGAAAACCCGCCUUGUAUAUGCGUUAAAGGGUUUGUACCAAAGAACAGCACAGAGUGGAAUGGAGGUAAGUGGAGUAAUGGAUGUGUGAGGAAAGCUCCAUUGCUGUGUGAAAGACAGAGAAAUGUGAGUAAUGGUGGUGGUGGUGGAGGGAAGGCAGAUGCGUUUUUUAAACUGCAGAAGAUGAAAGUGCCAGUCAAUGCGGAACGGUCUCAAGCUAAUGAGCAAGUCUGUCCUAAAGUAUGUUUAGAUAACGGUUCUUGCACGGCUUAUGCUUAUGAUAGAGGAAUCGGAUGCAUGCUUUGGAGUGGGAACUUAGUUGAUAUGCAAUCAUUUUUGGGAAGUGGCAUUGAUCUUUAUAUUCGAGUUGCACAUUCAGAACUUAAAACUCACAGCAAGCUAGCGAUUAUGAUCGCAGCACCUGUGAUAGGCGUUACGCUUAUCGCUGCAGUAUGUAUUCUUUUAGCAUGCCGGAAGUUCAAAAAGCGUCCAGAGCCAGUGAAAGAUAGAAGUGCUGAGAUAUUGUUUAAAAGAAUGGAAGCACUUACAAGUGAUAACGAGUCUGCUUCUACCCAAAUCAAGCUCAAGGAGCUUCCACUAUUUGAUUUUCAAGUGUUAGCAACAUCCACCGAUAACUUCUCUUUAAGAAACAAGCUCGGUCAAGGCGGGUUUGGUCCUGUUUAUAAAGUAAAAGCAGUAUACAGGAAUAAGUACUGAUUGCAAAAGAAAGAAAAAAAUUUUGAUUAACUAAUGAUGAAAAACCAUUGCUAAAAAUCAAAACACAAGAGAAAGGGAAGUUUCUUGGCUGCUCUAGAAUAAUUUUGUGCAGGCAAGUCAAGGUUGUUGUGUAGUUAAUGAAUCCAUGAAAAGUCAAAACUGAUGUUAUAUUCUUAUCCACUAUCCACGUUUGUUUCUAUGUACUAUUGCAAACCAACCCAAAAGACAAUACCAAUAAUAGUGUUUUCAUUUC